Molecule: messenger RNA, 874 nt
Organism: Aspergillus neoniger CBS 115656
Lineage: Eukaryota; Fungi; Ascomycota; Eurotiomycetes; Eurotiales; Aspergillaceae
Product: DASH complex subunit DAM1
Exons: 2
Coding region: 1-615 (204 amino acids)
Biological process (GO): mitotic sister chromatid biorientation
Cellular component (GO): mitotic spindle pole body; mitotic spindle; DASH complex
Source: RefSeq, a predicted model, not a curated record
AUGGAUGCUUUUGCCCGCUCAUCGUCUCGCCCACGGCCCUCGUCGCGACCCACGACUCCCUUAAGACCCAAUUCCCGGUCGUCGAUCCGCGAAGCUCAUGGCUAUGGCAGCAGUAUUGGUAUGGCAGGCUACACCCAGCCUGCCAUCAAUGCCUUGGAACCCCAGUUUGCAGAGCUUGCAGACUCCAUGGCCGACCUCGAGGCCAACUUCAUGCACCUUCAGCUGAUGCACGAAAGUUUAACUCGGUUCAGUGAGAGUUUUGCCAGUUUCCUCUAUGGAUUGAACAUGAACGCGUUCUGUGUGGACUUCCCAGAGGACUACGGACACUUCCUUCAUCGAACAUCCUUCGAGCACCGUUCCCUCCAAGCCUUCGGCCAAAAUCCCGGCCCCGUCGCGUGGCACCACCAGAGGAUCCACGCGUGGUUCGACAAGCAGUCGUUAUGCGACACGGGGCGCCAAUCGCGGCGCCCGUCCAAGCGCAUUGCCCCGUGGACGAGGAUUGCGGUGAAGGCAGGAACCCGGAUGGUAGAAAUUUUCAACAGGGCGCAGACGGUUGAGCAUGGAGAGGCACAAAGACUUGCGCGAAGGGAACGGUCUGCUAUUGGCAAUCCGUAGAGAAUCCCUGCAGUUCGCAACGCGCCCCCAAACCUUGAGAGGAACCCCGUUCCUGAAAGAACCUACGGCGACGAUAGCGUUCCGUAACACGAAGCCUGCCGAGCGGCCUGUCCGAUCUCAGCGGCUCGGAUCUUUCUGAGGGAAGUUCUUGCUAGCCCAGGGUGUAGAGUUAGGGUCGGCUGGAAAUCUCCAGUCUAGUCCUACAAUUAUUUCAGGGCCCGGAGAAAAUCCGGUCACGUAUAAUAGCAUUACGCAUAAU